Colletotrichum gloeosporioides is the source of this 612-nucleotide messenger RNA. Its product is annotated as 3-oxoacyl-[acyl-carrier-protein] reductase FabG. The transcript has 3 exons. Lineage: Eukaryota; Fungi; Ascomycota; Sordariomycetes; Glomerellales; Glomerellaceae. The coding region runs from base 1 to 612 and encodes 203 amino acids. The record is from RefSeq and is a predicted model, not a curated record.
AUGGCGUCUCUUCUCCGCGGCACCGCUUUCAUCACUGGUGCUGCUUCUGGUAUCGGCCAGCACACAGCACUGGCCUUUGCAAAGCACGGCAUCAAUCGCCUGGCCCUCGCGGACAUAAACCAGGCGACCCUCAGCGUCACCACUGAUAUCCUCCGCCGCCGCUAUCCUGCUGUCAAGCUUCUCCCUUUAUCCCUCAACGUGCAAAAUGCCGUUGAGAUUAGGUCUGGCAUUGCCGCAACCAUUUGCGCCUUCGGCCGCAUAGACAUUGCUGUCAAUAAUGCCGGCAUUGGAGGCAGUGGGCGCGCCACUCAUGAGAUCGACGAAGCCGAGUUUACAAAAGUUCUCGAUGUCGACCUGCAUGGCGUGUGGCGUUGCCAGCAAGAAGAGAUCAACGUCAUGCUAAACCAAGACUACGUCGAAACACCGCUUGUCCUUGAAACAAUGGCCCAGGACGCCGAAUCACCCCUUGCCCGAGAUAUUAGCCGAACACCUUUGGGCCGCAUGGCGAAAUCCGAGGAAAUAGCAGACUGCAUCACAUUUCUUGCUUCUGAUAUGAGCAGCUUCAUGCAAGGCGCUGGUCUGGUGGUCGACGGAGGGUUUACGGUCCAAUAG